Molecule: messenger RNA, 2140 nt
Organism: Colias croceus (clouded yellow)
Lineage: Eukaryota; Metazoa; Arthropoda; Insecta; Lepidoptera; Pieridae
Product: putative nuclease HARBI1
Exons: 5
Coding region: 905-1972 (355 amino acids)
Source: RefSeq, a predicted model, not a curated record
UUAUUUUGUUUUUUAGAAUUGUUUUCUUUUUUAUAAUUAUGUUUUUACGUAAUAUUUUAUGUGAUAUCCUUUUUUUUGUUCUAUUUUAUUGUGUACAUAAUCAUCCCUAGUACUUUUAACUAUGUCUCUGAUCGAAUGGGUUGCUUGGAAGAAAUUGCUUGUAGCAAUAAAGCCGCCUUUUGACUAAUUAUGUCCUAUUAAGUAAAAUUUGUAUUUUCUGUCUGUGUGCAAUAAAGCUUAUAAAUAAAAAAAUAAAAUAAAUAAAUAAAAUUAUUCAACUUUACUUCUUCUAUGUUUGCUCUGCAUAAUAUUUGCAUAGCAGUAGACUGGGUUAGGUACAUCCUGUCAAAUUUUCUAAUAAUUUCAUAAGCUGUUUUACAUUCACUAAUAUAUUCUAUUUGACGAUCUGAAAUUGUGCUCAUUAUGAUAGUUCUUGCCUUUAAAUCUUUUUUCUUCAUAAUAUUUUCAUCUUUUACCGGAACAUAUUAUGUCGUGGCGGGCUCGUGACAUUCCUUGUACUCCAACAAGGUCAUUAACCUCAAUUUCCAGCUUGAAUAGUUUGCACCAUCAAAAAUAGGUAUCGUAAUAUCUUCAAUCCGGGCUUGCUUACGGCCGCUUUCUAUAUUGAAUCUCAAUCCCUAAUUUGCUGGUCGAGAUUGAUAUUUCAAUCCAUUUUCUACUUUUAGUAUUUCAAUAACCGAUCGAUGGAUCGCUAACUCGAUCUUUUUUUUCAAUCCAUCUUUGGGAGGGCCGAUCGGGUUUUUAGAUUGGUAUUUGUAUGAAAGUGAGAGUAUGGUGUUUUCUUUAACCGAUCUCUGAUUUUGACAAAUCGAUUUUUGAACGUUAUAGAUCUUUAUUUGUGAUCCUCCAAUUUUGACCGAUUGUAUUGAUAAAAGGCGUGAAAAUGGAAAUAUUUUCAAGUGAUAGUGAUAGUGAUCUUGAAUUAUUAGCUCAGCUGUCGGAUUGGGAUAGUAGCGACAGCGAACAAGAGAGAGCUGUGUCCUCAAAAACUUUUCGACGAAUAAACUUCAUGGCAAGUUUAACUGACGCAGAGUUUACAUUCAGAUUCAGAAUGAACAAAGCCUCAGUAGAAUCUGUCUUUAAUGAAAUAAUGUCCUAUAUCAAAGUGAAAUCAAGACGGAAUAAUGGUAUACCACCAUUGCAUCAACUUUUAUUGGCACUUCGAUUUUAUGCAUUGGGUACAAUGCUUAAUUCAGUGGCCGACUUUGCUGGAGUAUCCUUAUCAUCAGCUUGUAGAAUAGUGGCAGAUAUAUCUGCUGCUAUCGCUAGAUUGUAUAACAAAUAUAUUUUUCUGCAUUCUAGAACUACAGAUAAAUUUUAUAACAUAGCUCAAUUUCCUAGAGUAUGUGGUGCUAUUGACUGUACACAUGUACACAUUCAGUCUCCAUGUUCAACAAUAGGAGAGGAAUAUAGAAAUAGGAAAGGAUACUUUUCAAUCAAUGUCCAAGCCGUUUGUGAUGCAGACCUUAAAUUAAUGAAUGUUGUUGCUCGGUGGCCUGGUUCUGCUCAUGAUGCUACAAUUUUUAAUGAGUCAGUAUUAAAAGCCCAGUGUGAAGAUGGUAUUCUAGGAAAUCGCUGGUUGCUCGGGGACAGUGCCUAUCCAAACCGGCCUUACUUGCUCACACCUUUGUUAAACCCAGCAACUGCCCAGGAAAUAAACUACAAUGAGGCCCAGAUAAAAACUAGAAACACAAUUGAAAGGACAUUUGGAGUCUGGAAACGUCGCUUCCCAGUAAUAUCCUUGACCAUGCGGUUGUCAUUAUAUAACAUACAAACAGUUAUAAUUGCUACAGCUGUUCUUCACAAUAUCUGCAGAAAUUAUAACAUUGAAGAAGUACCCCCUGAAGUAGAAAUGCCAGACGAUAAUGAAACUACUGUGAUAUCAGAGAAUUCGGACAGUAUUGAAAAUGAUAUCAGAAAUAGACAAGGACUGAUUUCUAAUUAUUUUUAAAACUUAUUACCUACCUAUUUAUUUUACAAAAAUAUGAAUAGUCUGUCUUGAGAUAAUUUGUAAAUUCCUUUGAUUAGAUUUUUAUCAUUAACAUUUUGUCUUUAUUAUCAUACCUUUUAUUAGCUUCAAAUUAUUAAACAAUGAUAAUUUCAAUAAAACAUUAAUUUU